This is a messenger RNA of Phalacrocorax carbo (great cormorant), 4508 nucleotides long. The record is from RefSeq and is a predicted model, not a curated record. Lineage: Eukaryota; Metazoa; Chordata; Aves; Suliformes; Phalacrocoracidae.
GCGGGGCCGGGGGAGGAGCCACGCACCGUCGGCCGCCGCCGCCGCCGCCGCUGCGCCCCGCUCCGCUCCGCGCCCCGCUCCGCGCCCGCCGCCGCCGCCGCCGCCCAGGAGAGCUCGUGGAGGAGGGAUCACCCAGCCCCCCCGGCCCCCCAGCGCCCCCCACCCCGGUCCAGCCCGGGAUGCUGAGCACUGAGGCGGGCGCCAUGGGGCGCGCGUCGUAGCCCCCCGCCGUGGCCCCCCCGCGCGUGGCACCGGUGGCGGAGCCCACUCGGUCGGUGCUGAGCGCUCCUUGAUGGAAUUGCGGUGAAUGGAACAGAAGCCCAGCACCCUGGACCCGCUGUCGGAGCCAGAGGACACCCGGUGGCUGGAUGGCAAGCGCAAAAGAAAGAGCAGCCAAUGUUUGGUGAAGAGCAGCAUGUCAGGGUACAUCCCUAGUUACCUGGACAAAGAUGAACAGUGCGUGGUGUGCGGGGACAAAGCCACCGGCUACCACUACCGCUGCAUCACCUGCGAGGGCUGCAAGGGAUUUUUCCGUCGGACCAUCCAGAAGAACCUGCACCCCACCUACUCCUGCAAGUACGAUGGCUGCUGCGUCAUCGACAAGAUCACCCGCAACCAGUGCCAGCUCUGCCGCUUCAAAAAGUGCAUCUCCGUGGGCAUGGCCAUGGACCUGGUGCUGGAUGACUCGAAGCGGGUAGCGAAGCGGAAGCUGAUCGAGGAGAACCGAGAGCGGCGGCGGAAGGAGGAGAUGAUCAAGUCGCUGCAGCAUCGCCCCAACCCCAGCGCGGAGGAGUGGGAGCUGAUCCACGUGGUGACAGAGGCCCACCGCAGCACCAACGCCCAGGGCAGCCACUGGAAGCAGAAGCGGAAAUUCCUGCCCGAGGACAUCGGCCAGUCGCCCAUGGCCUCCAUGCCUGACGGGGACAAAGUCGACCUGGAGGCGUUCAGCGAGUUUACAAAAAUCAUCACCCCGGCCAUCACCCGCGUGGUCGACUUUGCCAAAAAACUGCCCAUGUUUUCGGAGCUGCCUUGCGAAGACCAGAUCAUCCUGCUGAAGGGCUGCUGCAUGGAGAUCAUGUCGCUGCGGGCGGCCGUGCGCUACGACCCCGAGAGCGAGACGCUGACGCUCAGCGGGGAGAUGGCCGUCAAGCGGGAGCAGCUCAAGAACGGCGGCCUCGGCGUCGUCUCCGAUGCCAUCUUCGACCUGGGCAAGUCCCUCUCUGCCUUCAACCUGGAUGACACCGAGGUGGCCCUGCUCCAGGCUGUGCUGCUCAUGUCCUCAGACCGGACGGGGCUGAUCUGCGUGGAGAAGAUCGAGAAGUGCCAGGAGACGUACCUGCUGGCCUUCGAGCACUACAUCAACUACCGCAAACACAACAUUCCCCACUUCUGGCCCAAGCUGCUGAUGAAGGUGACGGAUCUGCGGAUGAUCGGCGCCUGCCACGCCAGCCGCUUCCUGCACAUGAAGGUGGAGUGUCCCACCGAGCUCUUCCCCCCCCUCUUCCUCGAGGUCUUCGAGGACCAGGAGGUGUAGGGCUGCCACCCCCUCAUGCCCCCCACCCUCCCCCCCCACUUCGCUCUGCCCCCCACCCCCCAAAUUUUUCUUAUCCCUGCCCCCCGCCCAGGGGUGAGGGCGGGGGGAUGAUGCGCCCAGGGUGGGGGUCCCGCUGUGCCCCCCGCGGCCGCGCCCCCCCGCCGCCCCCCCGCGCCCCAGGACUUGACGAAUUUUGUUUGUUUGCACAGGGAAGGGCCCCGACGGUCGAGCGUUUCCUUUAUUGUCCUUCUCUUCUUAGAUUAUUAUUUUUUAAGCAUUUAUUUCCCUCCCUGAGAGGCUAAAAUAUUAAACUAACUGCACUUUGGAAGGAGAGAGGAGGAGGAGGAGGAGGAAGAGGAGGAGGAGGAGGAGGAGGAGGAAGAGCAGAGGAGAGGAGAGGAGAGGAGGAGAGGAGAGGAGAGGAGAGGAGAGGAGGGGGCUCUGGGCUGCACAGGGAGAGGCUGCCCCGGCCGGGGGGGCCACGGCCACAUGCACUUUUGGCCAGGCAGCGGCGGGGGGGCUGGGGGGGCCAGGACCCCCACAUAGCAGAGCGGGGGGCAUGGGGGGCACAGCGGUGGCAGGGGGGGCCCCAGCCUAUGGGGGCGCAGGACUGGUGGACUCCCCCCAGCCUGCUGGCCUCUGGGUAUGCCCUGGCUGGGGUGGCCCCCCACCCCCAGCCCCCCUAAAUUCGGGGCCAGAUUUGGGGCUUUGGUUUUUCUCUGUCUUUUUUGGGCUGAGAGGAGACGAUUUUGUGCCAAGCGCUGGCGGACGGUGGGCGCUGCGGGACGCUGCGGGGGGGGUCAUGAGGACCCGCUGUGGCUGCCCCCCCACACACACACCCCCACCUUUUCCGUUGUCCUUUUUUUUGUUGGUUUGUUUUUUUUUUUUCCCCCUCGUCCUCGUGGGUUUAUUUGUCGUGUCCGUCAGGAGUUGCAAUGGCCCCGGAGGCGCUGGCGGGGGGGGUGGGGGGGCAGCGGGUGCCCCCCCCGGACCUUGCACAGCCCCCACUGCACUACUGCCCCGGCCCCCCGGCAGCAGCACUUUGGGGGGCUGCACCCCCCAACCGCACCCUUCUGCUCCCGGGGAGGGGCCAGGCUGCAGCGGGGGCUGGCGGGGGGCCGGGUGGUGGCCGGGGGUCCCGGCUUGGCGGGGGGCAGGGCUGUGGCGGGGGCACCCAGGAAUGGUUUUAUCACCUUCCCCCCCCCCCCCCCCCCCCAAUUUAGGUUUGUGAAUUUUUUCUUACCUCAGGCGGAGGCUGAGGGGGGGCGUGGGCCGGGGGGCAGCUGGCGAGGCAGGCAGCCUGCCGGGGCCCACCUAAGCUAAUAUAUAUAUAUAUAUAUAAAUAUAUAUAAAAUAUAUAAUUUUUGUAAUUAAAAAAAAAAUCUUUUUACGGGUCGUUUAAAAGCAGAAAUCCCAACACGAGACACUUCCCCCCGACCCCGGGCACAGGGGGCCAGGCUGGGCUCCCCGCCACACCCCAGCCCCUCCCCGCUAUAGGGGUCGUGCCUGGGGGCCCCGCCGGACCCCCUGCAGCCGGGUCGGGAGGUGCAGCGGGGCCACGGCGUGGCAGGGCCGUGGCACCCACGGGUGCCCUCGCGGCCGGGGGUGGGGAGUCGCGGUGCCCUCGGCCCCUCGCAGCAGGGCCAGCUUUGCACUUGGUGCAAAAUGUCUUAAACUCUCACCCCGGGUGCCCGGCGUGGCGGGGGUCCCGGCGCGGCCCCCAGCGGGCACCGGCUGCGGGUUGUGCAAUAGGAGCCAGUGCUGGGAAACGCUAACGCCCGUGCUGGGGGGGGGCGCAGGGUUUGGGGAUUCACCCCCUACCCGGCAGCACCGGCCCCCGCUGCCCACGGUCACGCUCACCCCUGCCCUGUGUGUGCCGGCCUUAACACGUGCCUUCGGGCUGCAGGCAGGGGCCGCGGUGCCCACGGCACGGCGCCCCGGCAGCGCCCGCGCCACGCACUGCCCGCGUGAUGGCCGCGCGGUGCCGCGCGGUGCCGGUGCCACAGUCACGCGUGCUGGUGCAGGGGCCGUGCCGGGGCCAUGCGUGCUGGUGCGGUGGUGGUGCAGCGGCCGUGCCGUGCCGGGGCCGUGCAUGCUGGUGCAAUGGUGGUGCAACGCCAGCGCCGUGGCCGUGCGUGCUGGUGCAGUGCCGGUGCCGUGGCCGUGCCGGUGCCGUGGCCAUGCGAUGCCCGUGUGUUCCCGUGCACGCUCCAUGUGAUGCCGUGCGCUGCCUGCGUGCUGCCCACGCUCGCUGCCUGCCUGGCAGCGUGGCAGGGCACAGCUGUCUCGGGAUGUGUCUUAAGCAGCAAACGUGACCCCCCGCAGCCGAGUGCGGGGCCCCCCCGGGCGGCAGCACGGUGCCCUGGGGCAGCUUGUCCCUGGGGGGGGGGGGGGGGGCGCAGCCCGGCCCCCCGCCCCGCUGGCCAGCACGCCCUCGCCCUCGCGCUCCCUCCGCACCCCCCGGGCCGCUCCCUCUCGUCUCCGUUUUGCGUCGCCAUCGCACGUCCAGCGUCGGCCCCGGUUUUGCCCGCGGAGGGGCCGGACCGGUGCCCCCACCCACCCACCCACCCCCCUGCCUCCCCCGGGCCGCCCCCGUGUCCCCCCAUCCCUGCGUCCCCCCCGUCCCCCCCAAGCACAUACCUCAUGGCUCCCGGAGCUGCCCCUGCUCGGGGCCGCGUCGAGCCCAGCCGGCACGGCCCGGCACGGGGUCCCCCUACUAUGCAUGGUGCCGCGGUGGCGGCGGGGGCCGCGGCCGGCGUCGCUGAAUGUAGGGCGCGGGACGGGGGCCGCUGAGCUCCGUGACAAUCACAGUCUGUGACGUGCGAUUUUAAACCCUUUUGUGUUUUGGUCAGGAUUUUAAAGAAAGAUAUUUUUAUGGUAAUUGUUGCUGGUCUAUUUUACUAUAUAUUUAUGUAAUAAAUAUAUGAUGAAAAAAAAAAAAAAACAACCAAACCCAACCAAACCCACCCACACA